CCGCGCGACGUGACGGCGGCUUCAGGCAUCCUCAGCGCGCGUCUCCACAUGUUGCGACAUUAAUGAAGUGGGUGUAAACACUGUCUUACACUGAGCUCUCACUCUCUGUCUCAUUCAUUAAGGAAGUUAACUCAGCAGCAGCAGCGCAGGACGCAGAGAUGAGCAACGUCGAGGCAAACAGUCAGAACAUCACACAGCUUUCCAAGAAGGCUAAAAUGAGCGGAGAAACCUCACACCUGCACCUGGACGGCAUCCCUUCGGACAGGCUCAGUCAGGUGCAGAAGUACCUGGAGCCUUUCCACCUGUCUCUGGAGAAGCUACAGGAGAUUUCUGCUCGGCUGAAGAAGGAUAUGAUUCGAGGUUUGGGGAAACACACGCAUAACAAGGCAGCCGUGAAGAUGCUGCCCACCUUCGUCAGGGCCACGCCCGAUGGGACGGAGAGUGGCGACUUCCUGGCGUUGGAUCUCGGUGGAACGAACUUCCGUGUCCUUCACGUCCGUGUGGUGGAGGAGGAGCAGAAAGUGCUGAAGAUGGACAGUCAGAUCUGUGCCAUCCCACAGGAAAUCAUGCUGGGAACUGGACAACAGCUGUUCGACCACAUCGCAGCCUGUCUCGGUGACUUCCUCGACGCUCAGAAUCUGAAGGGACAAACCCUUCCUCUGGGCUUCACCUUCUCCUUCCCCUGUGAACAGAAAGAAAUCGACAAGAGCAUCCUGAUCCGCUGGACCAAAGGCUUCAACUGCUCCGGAGUGGAGGGAAAAGACGUCGUGAAGCUGCUGAAAGAAGCGAUUCAAAGGAGAGGGGACUAUGAUAUAGGCUCGGUUGCCAUGGUGAACGACACUGUGGGCACAAUGAUGAGCUGUGGCUACAGGGACCAGAGCUGUGAGAUCGGCAUGAUCAUUGGUACGGGAACCAAUGCUUGCUACAUGGAGGAGAUGAAGAACGUGAAGCGGGUGGAGGGCGAGGACGGACGGAUGUGCAUCAACACGGAGUGGGGCGGCUUCGGAGACGACGGCUCCCUGAGCGACAUCCUGACGGAGUUUGACGUGCAGGUGGACAAGAUGUCCAUCAACCCUGGUGUCCACACCUUUGAGAAAAUGAUCAGCGGUAUGUAUUUGGGGGAAAUUGUUCGACUGCUGUUGGUGAAGCUAACGGAGGACAAGCUGCUGUUUAACGGACAGACGUCGGAGGCGCUGAGGACCCCGGGCAAAUUCCAGACGAAGUUCAUCUCUGAGAUCGAAGAGAAGGACAACGGUCUGGAAAAUGGCAAGAAAAUUCUGACCGAGUUGGGCCUGAAAUGGGAUCUUGUCGACGUCCGGGUGGUGCGUCUGGUCUGCGACAACAUCUCAUCGCGCUCUGCCCGUCUCUGCGGCGCUGCCCUGGCGACCAUCGCCAACCGUAUCCGUACCAACCACGGGCUGGACCACCUGAAGACCACCGUGGGGGUGGACGGAACAGUCUACAGGAAACACCCCAAUUUCAGUGAGGAGCUCCAGGCGACGGUACGCCUCCUCGCCCCCGAAUGUAGCAUCACCUUCCUGGUCUCAGAGGACGGCAGUGGGAAGGGCGCUGCCAUGGUAACAGCCGUGGCUCAGCGGCUGGCGCUCCAGUCCCGGCUGUUAGAGGACAGUGACGGUGAGGAGGAGGAAGAGGAGGAGGAAGAUAAUUAUGGGUGUAAACACUGUCUUACACUGAGCUCUCACUCUCUGUGUCAUUCAUCAAGGAAGUUAACUCAGCAGCAGCAGCGCAGGACGCAGAGUUGUUUUUCAAAGAGGGCUAAAAUGAGCGGAGAAACCUCACACCGGCACCUGGACGGCAUCCCUUCGGACAGGCUCAGUCAGGUGCAGAAGUACCUGAAGCCUUUCGACCUGUCUCCCAACAAGCUGCGGGGGAUUUCUGCUUGGCUGUGGACGGAUAUGAUUCGAGGUUUAAAUAAACGCACACAUAACAAGGCGGCCGUGAAGAUGCUGCCCACCUUCGUCAGAGCCACACCCGAUGGGACGGAGAGUGGUGACUUCCUGGCGUUAGAUCUCGGUGGAACAAACUUCCGUGUCCUUCACGUCCGUGUGGUGGAGGAGGAGCAGAAAGUGCUGAAGGUCAGUCAGCAUGCCAUCCCAAAGAAAAUCAUGCUGGGAACUGGACAACAGCUGUUCGACCACAUCGCAGCCUGUCUCGGUGACUUCCUCGACGCUCAGAAUCUGAAGGGACAAGCCCUUCCUCUGGGCUUCACCUUCUCCUUCCCCUGUGAACAGAAAGAAAUCGACAAGGGCAUCCUGAUCCGCUGGACCAAAGGCUUUAAGUGCUCCGGCGUGGAGGGAGAAGACGUUGUGAAGCUGCUGAGAGAAGCGAUUCAAAAGAGAGGGGACUAUGAUAUAGGCUCGGUUGCCAUGGUGAACGACACUGUGGGCACAAUGAUGAGCUGUGGCUACAGGGACCAGAGCUGUGAGAUCGGCAUGAUCAUUGGUACGGGAACCAAUGCUUGCUACAUGGAGGAGAUGAAGAACGUGAAGCGGGUGGAGGGCGACGACGGACGGAUGUGCAUCAACACGGAGUGGGGCGGCUUCGGAGACAACGGCUCCCUGAGGAACAUCCUGACGGAGUUUGACGUGCAGGUGGACAAGAUGUCCAUCAACCCUGGUGUCCACACCUUUGAGAAAAUGAUCAGCGGUAUGUAUUUGGGGGAAAUUGUUCGACUGCUGUUGGUGAAGCUAACGGAGGACAAGCUGCUGUUUAACGGACAGACGUCGGAAGCGCUGAGGACCCCGGGCAAAUUCCAGACGAAGUUCAUCUCUGAGAUCGAAGAGGAGGACAACGGUCUGGAAAAUGGCAAGAAAAUUCUGACCAAGUUGGGCCUGAAAUGGGAUCCUGUUGACGUCCGGGUGGUGCGUCUGGUCUGCAACAAGAUCUCAUCGCGCUCUGCCCAUCUCUGCGGCGCUGCCCUGGCGACCAUCGCCAACCGUAUCCGUACCUACCGCAGGCUGGACCACCUGAAGACCACCGUGGGGGUGGACGGAACAGUCUACAGUGAACACCCCAAUUUCCGUGAGGAGCUCCAGGCGACGGUGCGCCGCCUCGCCCCCGAAUGUAGCAUCACCUUCCAGGAAUCAAAGGAUGGCAGUGGGAAGGGCGCUGCCAUGGCAGCGGCUGUGGCUCAGCGGCUGUCAGGAGGACAGUGAUGACAGCGACCGACCAUCUGGGAUCCCAGGGGACUGACCCGUCCAAUGGCCAAUGGUCCAAUUUUCUCAGGUAGAGAGGGGGUUAGCUUUAGUUAGUCUAGGGCAGGCAUAUAGGAACGCAGCUUCAGCUUUUGCUCCGCUGCACGCCGCAGCCUCAACACGCUGUCCCAAUUCUGCUGUUGGCUCCACGCCACUGUAGCCCUCUACGCUUGCCCACGUGUCCCGUCUUCUGCGGCCGUAUCGCUUUUUAGAUAAAUUGUUCAUUUAUUUUUGUUGUUUUAUUAGUUGAAAUUAACUUUCUAAACAGAGCUGUUGUUUUAACCUUUCAGAUCUUAGCAGUGAUUCUGAUGCAUGAACAUUGGUCCCAUCAGUAUGACGAGUUACUUUGGGUUUGACUUGUUGAACUGUCUAAUCAGAAUAUAAACCUUUGUGUAUUUUCCAUACAUCUGUUUUCCUGUUUAUGUUUUAACAUAAAGAGUAUCCAGUACUGAAACAAGCAGAAGAAUAUCAUCAUCUCAUUGUUUUAUCAGACAUUUAAAAAGCGGUUUCUUUCUUGGCCUUCAAUGACUACAACUCCCAUAUGUCUUGGUGAUAGAUGCUUUGUCAAAACCUUGUGGGAGCUGUAGUUAUUGAAGGUUAACAUAAUUGUCAUUGUCAUGGAAACACAGAUGAAAGAAAGCAUCUAUGAGAGAA
Messenger RNA from Lates calcarifer (barramundi perch), 3869 nucleotides. RefSeq names its product hexokinase-2-like. The record is from RefSeq and is a predicted model, not a curated record. Gene Ontology annotation, cellular component: cytosol; mitochondrion. Gene Ontology annotation, molecular function: D-glucose binding; fructokinase activity; ATP binding. Gene Ontology annotation, biological process: glycolytic process; intracellular glucose homeostasis; glucose 6-phosphate metabolic process. Lineage: Eukaryota; Metazoa; Chordata; Actinopteri; Centropomidae.